This is a messenger RNA of Paramecium tetraurelia, 297 nucleotides long. RefSeq lists its product as uncharacterized. The record is from RefSeq and is a predicted model, not a curated record. The transcript is spliced from 2 exons. NCBI's taxonomy places the organism in Eukaryota, Ciliophora, Oligohymenophorea, Peniculida, Parameciidae.
AUGCAAUAUCUUCAACCUGUUCUUUGUACAGAAUAGCCAGCUGAAGAAUCAAUAUUGCUUUAAUUCAAUUAAUCAUCUCAAGCAAAGGCAGCAUUACAAAGUCCAAUUUUGCAAAACGAAAAUUACUUCAUUAAUUCGGCUAAUAAGGACUUAAUCAAACUUCAUGACACCAAUAAAGGAAAAGGCAGGGUCAUCGUUGAUCCAAUACUUUCAUAUAAGACAUUUUAUUCAUUCAAUUAUGAAGAAGCGAAAAUACUUGACAAAGUUUUCGAGAAUUCAUUUUAACCUAAUAAAUGA